Messenger RNA from Glossina fuscipes, 1312 nucleotides. RefSeq lists its product as uncharacterized. The record is from RefSeq and is a predicted model, not a curated record. NCBI's taxonomy places the organism in Eukaryota, Metazoa, Arthropoda, Insecta, Diptera, Glossinidae. The transcript has 2 exons. Bases 365 to 1312 code for a protein of 315 amino acids.
GUACUCUGUUCCGAAAAGGAUUAAAAUAUUAAUAAGCUGUGAUCUGCAUUAAAUACAAAAUCUCGUAACGAGCAACAUACAGUUUAUCGUGAUAUGCGUAAUAUAUUAUAAAAAACUGGGGCCCAUUUUCAAAUACUUCGAUAUUCAUGCGAGAUUUAUUUACGCAAGGUGUAAAGUUUUUUUAAAUGAGAGAGACGAGAAAGAUUUUUGGAUGGAAACCGCACCUUAUGUUCUUAAAAAGCACGUUUACAAAAGGCUCAAACAACAAAUCAGAGACAGUUUCCCCGUAAUAUAAUUACAAACUUUGGGUAUACAAGGAUUCGAGCAUCUAAAAGAGUAUAUAUUUAAUCAUUCGGUUUCUGAAAUGGCCGAGUUUCAACCAUCGGAUUCGAGCGAUGAAGAGCCUUUAAACGAAACCGUUAAAAAAUCCAAAACUGAAAAAAGAAAUGCAAAGGUCACAGAAAGAAAUAAGGAUAUCCUAAAUGCCACCGACACGGUUAGGCCAGUCCCUAAACACGCAAUCAAUUCUAAUGACGUAAAUAACGCUUCUGUAACUAAUCAGAAUAAACCUGAUAAUAAAGACGCGGGGAGAAUUGACAUACCUUUGUGUAAAAUAAGCAUGCCACAUAUAUAUUCUCAUUAUAUUAAGAAUGUAUCAAUGCAAGGCUUUGGUUUUGAACGAAAAAUCUUAAAUCCGCAAACUACAAAAGUGGUACAACCCUUACAGCAGGCAACAGCCUGUCACCAAAUCGGAAGGCCUAGUUCACAAUGUUUUAUACAGCAUUCUAAUACACAAGAACUAUCAAAAAUGUUACAAACCUUCGCUGCUGUUAAUCAGAACGAUGCGGAAAAUUUGCAAAAUGCCGACGGCGUUGUUUAUGAUGACGCUGCUACUUGUAAUUCUAACGAUGAUAUGUUAUUUUUGCGCAGUUUCCAACAACCGGCAAGUUCUCAAAAUUCUAAAAUUCAAAAAGUUUUUAAGUUGAGACAACGUAAGAGACGUAUAUCGUCCCCAGGUUUAUUGUUAAAAGAAAAGUCUACUAAAAAAAUUGCGUUGUCUGAAUUUUUGAAUUUUAAUGACAAUAUGAGUGCUGCUACUAGUCUGGUCACUUCAACAAUGUUACCGCCUGUGAGACCCACAAGUGAACCUCCAAAAUAUUUUAUUGAUUGUAACUGGAUCAAUAAUAAAGGUACUUUUCAAGAAAUGUGUACCGACCGUUUCAACGUAAUCAUAACUGAGAGUAAAUGCGAAGCCGCGGCACCACCAUCACGACAAACUGUAAGUAAAACAAUCGCUUCAAUUUUCAGUUGA